Lodderomyces parapsilosis is the source of this 1746-nucleotide messenger RNA. RefSeq names its product methionine--tRNA ligase (gene MSM1). Lineage: Eukaryota; Fungi; Ascomycota; Pichiomycetes; Serinales; Debaryomycetaceae. The record is from RefSeq and is a predicted model, not a curated record. The transcript has a single exon. Gene Ontology annotation, biological process: methionyl-tRNA aminoacylation. Gene Ontology annotation, molecular function: ATP binding; methionine-tRNA ligase activity. The coding region runs from base 1 to 1746 and encodes 581 amino acids.
AUGAAACUACGAAGCUUAAACCUAAGAUGCCCCUUGUUAUUCAAACGGUGGGCCCUGUCCAACCCCUUUUACACAACGACACCAAUUUUCUACGUCAAUGCGGCACCACAUAUUGGACAUUUAUACUCCAUGUUGAUUGCCGAUACGAGGACGCGAUGGGAGAAAUUAAACCCAACGAAACUGGCCUAUAUGUUGACUGGUACUGAUGAGCAUGGGCUAAAGAUUCAAAAUACGGCUGAGAAGCUCGGUGUUGAGCCAAAAGAAUUGGUUGAUAAAGUAUCCAACAACUUCAAAUCGUUAGCUUCACAAUUGAAUAUUGAGUAUGAUCGAUUUAUUCGAACUACUGAUUUGGACCAUGUUGAAGUGGCACAGUAUUUUUGGAACUUGAUGAUGGAAAAGGGAUACAUUUAUAAAGGAACGCAUAGUGGAUGGUAUUGCAUCAGCGAUGAGACUUUUUAUCCUGAAUCAAGUAUUGAAGAAGUUGAAAAAGAUGGUAAAGUGAUUAAAAUAUCAUCAGAGACGAGGAAUGAAGUUGUGUAUGAAACGGAGACCAAUUAUUUUUUCAAACUUUCAUCAUUCCAAGCUGAUUUGAUUGAGUAUUUAAAACAGAAUCCUCAUUUCAUUCAGCCCCAACAUCGAUAUAAAUUUAUCCUCAAUGAAUUGGUAACCACUCCACUUCCUGAUCUUUCAGUGUCUCGACCAUCUUCAAGGUUGAUUUGGGGGAUUGAUGUCCCUCAUGAUUCAUCGCAAAAGAUUUACGUUUGGUUUGAUGCGUUAUUAAACUACCUUACUGCCACUGGGUUCCCCAAAGGGUUCGAACAAGAGGGAAAUAGAUUCAUCACCCCUGAGCGCAACCCAUGGCCAGCAACACAUGUUAUUGGUAAAGAUAUUAUACGAUUUCAUUGCAUAUAUUGGCCCAUUUUCUUGAUGGCUGCCGGAAUUGAAUUGCCGAAGCAAGUGAUUGUCCACUCACAUUGGUUAUGUGAAGGUUUUAAAAUGAGCAAGAGUUUGGGAAAUGUUGUUGAUCCAAUGGAAUUGAGUGAAUAUUAUGGUGUUGAUCCCGUAAGGUUCUUUUUGACGGAGAAUUCUAAUAUCGAUGAUGAUUGUAAAUUUAGUGAAGCUUUGUUGCAAAGAAGUAGGGAUGCACUUGUGGGAAAAUAUUGCAAUUUGAUUUCGAGGAUUGGGGGUAAGCUGUUUGAUAUUGAGGCAGCAGUGACGCAGGCGAAAGAUGGUGGGGUGUAUGAGGGCAUUGAUGAAUUGAUAAGUCGGUAUAGUUUGAAGAAGGAAAAUGUUGACUUGGUAAUACAAUUGUCUAGGGAAUUACAAGAGAAUCUAAACGAUGCUUACAAGGAAAUGGAUGCAAAGUUUACUGCCUUUGAUUAUAUACGAGCAAUACAAGUGUGGUGGAAGAUUAUCAAUCAAGCUAACCAAUUGUUUCAAGUCGCUGAACCAUGGUUGUAUGUGUCAGCAAUUAAAGAGUCAAAAAUAAAUGGAGAGACAGCAAUUGCAUAUGAGGUUUUGGUGAACUACUUUGUUUACCUAUGUGCAGAAACAAUGCGUAUUCUGUCGAUAUUGAUCCAACCAGUAAUGCCAACUUUGUCAGCACAGAUUUUGAAUAGAUUGAAUGUGACUCCUGAAAGACGUAAUUGCAAUUUUACCUCAGUAGGUGCUGAUUUGGAUUAUGGAGAAAAUGCCAACUCCACCCUGCAUAAACCACCUUUACAAAAAGUCAAAACUAGAGUGUGA